Messenger RNA from Paramormyrops kingsleyae, 1156 nucleotides. The record is from RefSeq and is a predicted model, not a curated record. Lineage: Eukaryota; Metazoa; Chordata; Actinopteri; Osteoglossiformes; Mormyridae.
GAAAGCGAUUUAAAACUGGAGUCGCCAUUUUGUCAAGAAACACAAAUUGGAUUCUGGAAAAAUAAAAAGAUAUUUUUAUUGCCAGUUCCUGUUGUGCAGUGUGACAGUGACAGACAGAAGUGGCCAGGAUCUGCAAAAGUUCCCGGUUCAGACAGCCCAAGAACCUGUAAACAAGGACCAGGUUCGGGAACUUCGGUGUGAAAGCGCCUAAUAAGAGUCGGACUAUACAUGGGAACUGGUUCUUUACAACCAUAAUCAUCUAUGCGAUGGCUGACCAUUCCAAUGAGGAGGCCCAGACCUCGCUCGCCGACCUCUUGGAGGAUUACCUGGAGAACCUUGAUGAUGAACAGUUAAAGAAGUUUAAAUCAAAACUGAGUCACACGGAGUAUAAUGAGUUAGACACACUUUCCUGGGGUCAGGUGAAGGGCUUGGAUAGAAUAGACCUCGCCAACAAAAUGAGAGAUUACUACGGUGAAGCUGAUGCUCUCAAUGUCGUGCUUAUAAUCCUGAAGAAUAUGAACCUGAAUGAUCUUGCUCAGAGACUGAAUAAAGACCUGCAGGAGGACACUAUCAUGUCAGAAAGACCAAAGCCCUCUGGUGCCCGAGGAAGAAAAAGAAGAAGAGAAGAGGAGGAAAAACAGGAAAAAGACAGAGGCUGAAUAGCUGUGAUCUCAUAGAUAAACACUGUGAAGUGCUGAUUUCAGCUCUAAGAUCAAACUCUUCCCCUCUGAGAGAGCUGGACCUGAGUGACAAUGACCUGCAGGAUUCAGGAGUGAAGCUGCUCUCUGCUGGAUUGGGGGAUUCACACUGUAAACUGGAGAUACUGAGGCGAGGUGGGACGAGAGAAAACGGAACAAAAAGAGAGGAAGGCAGGGUAACACUGAGCAGCCAGUGUCUGGGGGUCACAGGUGCACCAUCCUCACGAUGCUUUGGUUUGGAAAUGAAAUGCUCAUUUAUGGCCGUUAAUUCACAGUGACUUCAGGAUGUCAGAUUAAAAGGUGAGCUUCAGUGAGUCGUGUAGGAUCACUGUGUUACAGUUAUAUCUUUGCAGACAAGCAGCCGCUAAACCCCUGAGAGCCGACCAUUGCUGCUGGUCUCUCCCUCACAUUAUACAGCUAAUUACAUGCAAAUAGACGGCUGUAGAAAACAAUGUUUU